AUGGACACCAAAUCAGUGCAGGCUCAAUCGCAGGCCACCCCAAUAUACUUUCUUCGUGGACAUGCUUCUCCAAUUCAUGCACUACACAUCUACAGCCAGAAUUUACGGCUUGUAUCCGGCGACGCCAAUGGCUGGAUCGUUAUUUGGGACCUGGUCACCAAACGCCCUGUGACGGCAUGGAAGGCCCACGCGGGAGCCAUUCUGGAGGCGAGAGGCUUUAAUGUUGGCGAAGGUGCAACUGAAAUUUACACACAUGGCCGCGACCACAAACUAUGCGUGUGGAAGCUUAGACCGGAGGAUGAAUCUUUCCUAGAUAAGACGCUUCCAGUGGAUGCGGCCGAGUCCACACAGCCAGGAAGUAAAGUCCAGCCGUGGUUACUCCAUUGCUUGCCUGUGAAUGCGCUCAAUUUCUGUGCGUUCUCAAUGGCAUUUGUGGAUUCCGACGGGCUUCCUGGACUUCCAUCUCUAGGUGGCAAGCCAGAGAACACUCUCUUUGCAGUACCCAAUGCAUUGGACUCUGGUGGAGUCGACAUCUUUCACCUACCAUCUGAGCGCAGGAUCAGUACUAUUCCUUCCGACCAAUCUAUCAAAACUGGGAUGCUGAUGGCUGUGAAUCUCUUCGUGUCACCUCCUGGGGAUCUCUACAUCGCCUCUGCAUAUGAAGAUGGCCAUGUGAUGGUCUUCGUUCAUCGCGGAGCUCUGAAAUCAGCCAGCUUUGAGCGUGAGUAUAUAAACAACAACCCUUUGAAAUGGGACAAGCUGUAUGCUGGCAGCCCACAUUCCCAGCCGGUCCUUUCCUUGGAUGUCGCUCCCUCUCAUGGAUACUUCAUAUCCUCUUCUGCGGAUGCUCUGGUCAUCAAGCAUCCUAUUCCCAGCAUAGCGCCUGGGGGUUACAUACCGACCGCUGGCUACAAAGAAGAAUCUCCCUUGAAGAUUGUCAACACAAAGCAUUCGGGGCAGCAGGGUCUGCGAAUCCGGUCCGAUGGGAAGGUGUUUGCUACUGCUGGCUGGGACAGCAGGAUUCGGGUGUACUCGGGCAAAACCAUGAAAGAGCUUGCUGUGCUGAAGUGGCAUAAGGAUGGUUGUUAUUCUGUAGCGUUUGGGGACACUGAAAACACGUCUUCGUUGGUGUCUUCAUCGCCUGAAUCUGCAAAACAAGAACCCCGAGAUGCAGAUCAGAACGCAGCAGGACAGACGGUAGAGGGACGCGACUACUCUCUUGCAACAGUGCAACAACAACGGAAUCAAAAAGUACAACAAACUCAUUGGCUAGCGGCUGGGUCCAAGGACGGGAAGAUUUCAUUAUGGGAUAUCUACUGA
Messenger RNA from Penicillium concentricum, 1320 nucleotides. RefSeq names its product WD40 repeat domain-containing protein. Gene Ontology annotation, molecular function: protein binding. The transcript has 2 exons. The record is from RefSeq and is a predicted model, not a curated record. Lineage: Eukaryota; Fungi; Ascomycota; Eurotiomycetes; Eurotiales; Aspergillaceae. The coding region runs from base 1 to 1320 and encodes 439 amino acids.